This is a messenger RNA of Ochotona princeps (American pika), 1417 nucleotides long. It is a transcript of the gene SCLY, whose product is annotated as selenocysteine lyase. The transcript has 12 exons. Bases 71 to 1399 code for a protein of 442 amino acids. NCBI's taxonomy places the organism in Eukaryota, Metazoa, Chordata, Mammalia, Lagomorpha, Ochotonidae. The record is from RefSeq and is a predicted model, not a curated record.
CGACACUGCCGCGGCCCGCUGCCGUCGCGCGCUCGCUGCACCCGGGGGCACGGAGGGUCCGGCGGCGGCCAUGGAGGCGGCCGCGACGCGGAGCGGCGCUGCCACGGGUCCGCCCGGCGGCCACCCGGACGAAGACAGCCCGCAGGAGAGGAAGGUCUACAUGGACUACAACGCAACCACACCUCUGGAGCCCGCGGUCAUCCAGGCCAUGACGGAGGCCAUGACGGAGGCCUGGGGCAACCCCAGCAGCUCCUACCCGGCAGGCAGGAAGGCCAAGGAGAUCAUCAGUGCAGCCCGAGCGAACCUGGCCAAGAUGAUCGGGGGGAAGCCUCAGGAGCUGAUCUUCACCUCCGGGGGAACCGAGUCAAAUAAUUUAGUGAUCCAUUCUGCGGUGAAAACCUUCCAUGAAAACGCAGCCUCCCCAGGAGACCCGGCGGAGCGGCCCAGCCCGGCAGAGGGAGCCAGGCCCCACCUGAUCACGUGCACGGUGGAGCAUGACUCCAUCUGUCUGCCCCUGCAGCACCUGGCGAAGGAGCAAAUGGCCGAGGUCACCUUUGUCCCAGUGUCCAAAGUGAAUGGGCGAGUGGACGUAGACGACGUCCUGGCGGCUGUCCGCCCCACCACGUGCCUUGUGACCAUCAUGCUGGCCAACAACGAGACCGGAGUCAUCAUGCCCGUCCCUGAGAUCAGCCAGCGUGUCCGGGCCCUGAACCAGAAGCGGGCAGCCUCGGGGCUGCCCCGUGUCCUCCUGCACACGGAUGCUGCCCAGGCGCUGGGGAAGAGGCGCGUGGAUGUGGAGGAGCUGGGAGUGGACUUCCUGACCAUCGUGGGCCACAAGUUCUAUGGUCCCAGGAUUGGUGCACUCUAUGUUCGAGGGCUCGGUGACCUCACCCCUCUGUACCCGAUGCUGUUUGGAGGUGGACAAGAGCGGAAUUUCAGGCCAGGGACAGAGAACACCCCAAUGAUUGCUGGCCUUGGGAAGGCCGCUGAGCUGGUGACCCAGAACUGUGAGGCUUAUGAGGCCCACAUGAGAGAUGUUCGGGACUACCUGGAGGAGCGGCUGGAGGCUGAAUUUGGCAAGAAGAGAAUCCAUCUGAAUAGCCGGUUUCCAGGCGCCGAGCGGCUGCCCAACACCUGUAACUUUUCCAUCCGGGGUCCUCAGCUGCAAGGCCGCCUGGUGCUCGCACAGUGCCGGACCCUGCUGGCCAGCGUGGGGGCUGCAUGCCACUCGGACCACGGGGACCAGCCGUCGCCCGUGCUGCUGAGCUGUGGCAUCCCCUUCGCCGUGGCCAGGAACGCGCUGCGCCUCAGCGUGGGCCGUGGCACCACCAGGGCCGAGGUGGAGCUCGUCGUGCAAGAUCUGAAGCAAGCCGUGGCCCAGCUGGAGGGCCAGGCCUAGCCCCGGACAGGGCCCACU